This is a messenger RNA of Siniperca chuatsi (mandarin fish), 2808 nucleotides long. It is a transcript of the gene fxyd5, whose product is annotated as FXYD domain containing ion transport regulator 5. Gene Ontology annotation, molecular function: sodium channel regulator activity. Gene Ontology annotation, biological process: regulation of sodium ion transmembrane transporter activity. The coding region runs from base 219 to 866 and encodes 215 amino acids. Gene Ontology annotation, cellular component: membrane. The transcript is spliced from 10 exons. The record is from RefSeq and is a predicted model, not a curated record. Lineage: Eukaryota; Metazoa; Chordata; Actinopteri; Centrarchiformes; Sinipercidae.
GAUCAUAGCAGAGUGAGUGAGAGUGAAAAACUGGCAGCCAAAGAACAAGAAGGAGGAGGCCAUGUCAUGAGAAAGAGUGGGUGAGCAAGAAAAUGAAAGACUGAAACAGACUUCAGACAAUUGGAUGAGGAAGUAGUGAUGGUGAACACAUGGGUGUGGUUGGUUAGCAGUUACCCCAUCAGCCUUUCAGAAGUGACAUAUAGAGGAAAGCAUUGUGGAUGAUGAGGCUGUGGAUAAAUUUCUGGACUCAGGCACCACACAGGAUGGAUACUAAGAUUUAUUUGGUUUCCUUGACCUUUUUCCUGUUUGUCAUGUUAAAAGUUUCAAGGACUCAUGCUCUCACCACAGCAGAGUCUGUGAGCAGCAAUAAGGCAAACUCAACACCAAUGUCUACUUCUCCGACUCCUACUGGAAGAAGAGUGGGAGGCAGAGUCACCAGAGAUGUUGACUCCUCCGCUAAAACCUCCCCUGCUGAACAAAACACAAGCCAGCACAUUAGCACCAUCAACCCAGUCAAUGUCAAAACCACCACAUCAGAAAUGAAGACUUCAACAGCUUCCAAUGAGGAAACAACAAAUCCACAAACGAACCUCACAUCCUCUCCAGCAGUUUUUUCAGUAUCCACAGUGACAUCCUCCCCAACCAGAACUGAGAAAACCACCAACAACGGGACCCAUCAAGCUGUUGCCUGGGAUCCAAAGUGGGACAAAGACUUCACCUAUGAUUAUGACUCCCUGCGCAAUGCUGGAUUGUCCAUUGCAGCAUUACUUUUCAUACUGGGCAUCAUGGUCAUUAGCUGCAGAGUCUGUCACCUGCCCAAGUGUCACAAGAGGUCAACUAAGUCAUAUCGAGUAGUCCAGGGAUAAGGAGAGAGUGUACACGGAUAAAAGGACAGAGCUGCAAGAAACCAACCAGGAGUCCAUCAAGAGAAAAACACUCAGCCAACACCUGGCAACAUGUGUGUGCAUGCGGAUUGACUGACUAUAUGCUGCUUAGUAACAGUGUCAAAACAUGAAUCAUGCUGACAAGUGAAAAAAGUGGAACCAUCACCUUCUUAAUCUUUGUCAAAUGUUAUUUCUAUACUUUGCAAGACUGCACUAAAAAAGUAAACUGAUUAUUUAUCUUGGCAAAUAAUGAAGAUGACUCAUAUUUUAAUCACACCUUCAGUCAUGAAGCAGACUUGUUUCUUAUGAACUUUGUAACUUAUAACUGUAACACAGCCAGUGUCUCACAGGCAGGAUUAUUAUUAAAGGUUCUGAAGAAUAACCCCAUAACAUCUCAUAUUUGAUGAUCCCAAACACUUAUGUUCUGUCAGGAUCUAAAAAUGGAGCUGGGUCACUUCCUCCAUGCUCUUUACACUUUCAAUUUCAAGUCAACAAAAAUGUUUAGUAAGGGGUGUCUAAGCCUCUUAGUGGCUCUAUGCUUGUAAGUGAGUAAAGCCCUAGAUUAAACAAGAUCCAGUGGCGCAUUAUCUUUGCAUCCAUAUGGCAUAAAAAUGAUGUAGACAACAAACUGGGAGAAACCAAGCAAAUUUUAUAACAGAUUUAAUGUCAAAAUCAACACAAUCCAGAGUUCAGCAUGCCUACUUAAUACAGUAGUAUUUACUGUUCUAAUUGCUAUCAGAACAAAAGAAAGCAGCCGUGCAGACAGAAUGAAUUCAUGAUAUACAAUCACCUACAGCAAUUGUUUUCUGAUGAGAUAUAAGGUCAUGUAUUAUAUACGUUGCAAAUAAUUUGAUAAAACAACCACUGUGAAUGUCCUUGGUGCAAAUAAUACAUAUAGUAUGGGUUAAUCUGGAUACACAAGUGCCUAUGAACAUAAGUAUUUAACCUUAAGACCAAAUUUAAACAUUUUUGCUGCAAUAUGACACUAAAAUACAAAUAUUUUACAUAAAAUUGUUUUUGGCAAAUAACUGACUCCCACUCACCACAGCUUUUUUACACAUCAUUUAUAAAUGAAUAGUGGAGAGAAGACAACACCCCUUAAUUUCAACAAGUAUAUAAACAGGCCAUUUAGCUAAUACAAUAUCUUUUCCAUCGAGACACAAUGCAAAUGCAUAGCUCAGUAAAGAUGUAAAAAUCAUAUAUAUUAAAAACUAGAAUAAUUGCGUAAGGUCAUACAAUGUCUUUAGUACGGUGGCCAUGAGAGCUCAAUGCACUGCAACUUAGAUAUAGAUCUAAGAAAUAGACAAAACACAAUCAAAUACAAAAAACGCAGUAGUUUCUGUAUUUGGUUCCGUUUUCUCUAUUUGCAGCUCAUAUCCGUAUUUGGUUCUGUUGUGUGUAUUUGGUUGUGUUUUCUGUAUUUGAUUGUAUUUUCUCACUCUGCAGCGUUUUUUUUCUAAAUGCUGUGCAUGUAUUGUCAAAUUGAUGGGGAUAUUUUCUUCAUUUGCUUGUGUUUUGUCUCUUUGUGUGUGUUUUCUUAUUGAGCUCUUAGGGCCACCACAGAAGAAGAAUCAGCCAGUUUAAAAAAGAAAUAAUCUUUUCCACAUACAUCACGUUGAGAAAGAAACAAAGCUCAACAGCUAUAUUUGUUACAUUUAGACAUCAGUAGUGUCACAGCAGAGAGGCUUUACAGGAGGGAAUAACAGAGUAGAGUUGGGUCACAUGCGUGAAGAAGGCAAAUACUGUAUUUCUCUUUGGAUUUUUAUACAAGUCUGUUUGCUUUCUACAUUUUGGAAAAAGCAUUCAAAGAGAAUACUCUGCUGCUCAAAUGUUGUUGCAUUGUGGUUUGUUUGUCCAACAGAAAUGGUGAAUAUGAAUAUGUAGACUACAAAGAUAUAAAAAACUGAAAUGUUUUGUACUGCAA